AUUUACACUGACGUGGAAGGUUGUGUUGUCCGAGUAUGAACACAAGAUCUAUAAAUUACGCAGUCAUUCCAGAUACUGGACAUACAGAAACCGAAUAUGAGGUAGAGAAAAUAUCAGGGAAACGACUGAAAAAUGGAGUUGUUGAAUAUGAAAUAAAGUGGAAAGGCUAUUCCACUUUGGAUAAUACCUGGGAGCGAAUAAAAAAUUUGUUGAAUUGCCAAGAUAUGAUACAGCAAUACGAAAACAAACUUAAAAAAUAUCGGCAGACUUCAAGGAAGACUUCUCAGCAGACUAGACAAGAAAAUAAUAAACGUCCCAAUACUCGUAGUGCUGCACGAGAACGUGGCGGUGAAAACGAAAAAAAAUAA
Teleopsis dalmanni is the source of this 368-nucleotide messenger RNA. Its product is annotated as heterochromatin protein 1-like. Gene Ontology annotation, cellular component: pericentric heterochromatin. Gene Ontology annotation, biological process: chromatin organization; negative regulation of transcription by RNA polymerase II. Lineage: Eukaryota; Metazoa; Arthropoda; Insecta; Diptera; Diopsidae. The transcript has a single exon. Gene Ontology annotation, molecular function: chromatin binding. The record is from RefSeq and is a predicted model, not a curated record. The coding region runs from base 36 to 368 and encodes 110 amino acids.